UCGUGGUUGUUAGCUUGUCAGUUAGGUUUCCCGAAGAAUUUUGGCAGGCCAUCUAGUACCCGCGUCUUGAGCAUAGUGGGGUACAGUGGUACCAACAGAGCGCUCGUUCCUAGCAGCCAAAGUGAACGGCUGGGAGGGAAAACGAUUUGGACUGAAUAUUUUCGCUUUCUCUCUUUAAGCUGAACCCCCACUGGCACAUUUCACUCAAGAACAACUUUUGAUACAAUUGUAUAUAUCAGUUGCUCUAAGCACGUGCAGAUCAACGGCGUGGUGUUCCUCUGUCACAUUUGAGGAGAAUUCCGAUUUUUCUAUGGGAAAGUGAUUUAGCUCCUGCGUGUGACUGUGCCAACCUCCCAAAUGGAUUUUCUUAAAAUGACCCACCACCUAUUGGCGAUUUUCCUAGUUGUCAUUUCGAUUUUCGAUGCUUGCUCCGCUCAACGAAAACUGCCAAAACACUCUGUAGUAUCAGUAGACGUAAAGACUGCAGUUCAUUUCGAUUGCCCUGAAGAAUUUGGAUACUACCCUCAUCCAGAUGACUGUACACAGUAUUAUGUCUGCGUUUUUGGAGGAGCCCUACUCGAGUCAUGUACUGGAGGACUCAUGUAUAGUCAAGAGCUGCAGACUUGCGAUUGGCCAAGGAACGUAGGAUGUGAUGGAGCUGAAAUUGCUGCAGCUGCCACAACUCCAUCAUCGCCAUCAAACUCUAGAAUAAAAGAGGAUUACACUAGAACCAGAUAUACUCCACCACCGCCACCAAAGCCAUCUGCGCUGGUAAUUUCAAGAGGACAGCCUAGACAACAACAGAUAUACCACAAUGAAGAAAUCAACUUGAAGCAACAACAACUGUAUCAAGAAUCAGAAGAAGCAUUGCCUGAAGCACAAGAAGAGGAGAGUGACCGACAGCAAAGAUUUUAUCGUGGUCAACCAUCUACCAUUGGACAAGUUCAAAGAGAUAGGGAUGGCCUAAGACAAUCCAAUGCCAUAGCUUAUCACACAGGACAGAAGGAGAAAAUCGGUGUCAUCUCGUUUGGUAUUCACCAACCUCAAGAGCAUCAAAGAGACUUGACUGAUUACUUGGAAAUAUUGACGACUAAUAAGUUGACUUUGACGAGGAGGAAAAAAAGACAAACUGGUCCCAGUUCCUUUUUUAGUCCAAAUAUUGGGCCACCAACUUCAUGGAGUAGCAUCCAGACUCUUAAUAGACCGUCUUAUCCACCAUAUCAAAUACGUCAACCAACUGGACCUGACUCAUCCUAUAGAGGAUUUCCGACUCGACAUCACCCAUCUAGACAAACCAAUUACAAUAACCCAAAAACACACCAUCCAUCAAGAUUUUUAGACGUCAAUCAAUACAACGCAAACUAUUUUACAUCGAAUGCUCAAAAUCAGAGGAACAAUUAUUACUAUCUCCAAGUAGAACCAAAGAGGAUACCAACCAAAGCGGAGGUUUACGAAAAACCUGAAAAAAUUAAGCUGAAAUAUAUACAACCAUCUGGUUUCAAACCUCUUAAUAAUAGCGUCACAGAAGCGAUCACUAAAGGUUUCGAUAUACAAAAAAGUUAUACGUUUCCUCCACAAAAUUUCACGCUUCCUCAUAGACAGAACGAUUUCGAAUGGAAGCCACAAAGUGAUCGAAAUCAUUCUAACGCUAAAUUUAACGCAACGCCGUUUCAUCUGAAGAAUUCUAAUCCAGCCCAAAGUUUCCCAUCCAAAAAUAAUGUGAACAAAUUUACAACUGAAGAACCAACUAAACAGACUAAAAAUUACACAUAUUCAACUUUUUCCUCGCCUAGUAUCACGAAUAAUUUCGUCACGACUGUUACUCAAAGAACUAUAACAUUCGAAACAUCUAACAAAUCACAUCCUGUUACUAAAGUAUACGCUAAUCACAACUAUGACGAGAAAACUGAACCUUCAACUACUUCAGGAAAGACAAAGCAAACGACUAAACCUCCUAUGAAGUUGGAAAACUAUACCACUAAACCAAAACUAAAUCAGAGUACUCACGAAAGAACUAAAUUUGCUGAAGUAAACGCGAAAAGUAAUAAUAGCACUUCUAAGAAAGCUACGAAAUAUUCCUCAAAAUAUAAAGAAGACUUAACUGCUGGAAAAAUGAUAAGGAAACCAUCGAAACAAGGAAGUAGCACCACGGUUUCUACGACAUCUCCUAAACAUACUACAACGUUUGCACCUUCCCAGACAGUAGUCGCAAAAGGAUAUCAAAAAUCUACGACAGAAACACCAACGACUAGACAACCAACAAGGUCGAGGACAAGGCAAACUUCCACUACUACCUCUUCUAGAGGCAAACACAGACAAGUUACGAAAAACAGAAAUAACACCACUACCAGAGCUGAAUCAACAACAGCUGCACCAGAACCGAUAUCUAUAACAUCUCGUAACUUCGCUACCACGAGUCAAUAUUCAGCCAAUGCCUACCAGCAAUAUGAACCGGAAUAUGAUGACAAAACUAAAUAUGAAUACAACAGCUACAAUGAACCUCAGCCAAGUGCUGCACCAGUAUCUUAUAGAAGUAGAACUGCUGCACCAACAUAUCAACAGAACGACCUGCCAUCUCCGAAGAGAGGAAAUGUUAUUCAAAACGACUACAUAAGAGGUGGUUACCAAGAACAGAACCUACCCGAAUACCACGAUGUGGCCUACGAUAAUGAAGAGGAGGACCAUAACUCUUACAGACAGUCUAACAGACAACCAAUCAGGGAGGACAGAAAAGAGACGAAUCUUAUUGAGGAUCAUCCAUCGACAUCUAAAUCUAAAAAUAGAAACGCCGUGUCUCACACGUCCAGUACUAGUAGAUACUCAACAAAAAAACCUGUCAAAACACCUACACCAACAAUUUCAUAUAAACAGAGUACAGUUCCAUCAAGAGCAUCGUCAAAUGCCACAAAUGAAAACUUGCAAGUCUAUCCAAAGCCGAGUCACUAUUUAGUUCCAGGAAAAUCCACACUCUAUACUUUCCCAACAGAAUCCCAAUCCAAGAAUACACAAACAGACAAUUCAAAUCCAAACGAAACUUUAGAAUUCGUCGAAAUUGAAGAGUCUAUUUCAGUUUCUUCAGAGCCAACUAAUCAAUUACUCUCGUCAACAUCUCGUUAUAUUACUAAAAAACCACCAUCCAAGUCAACUUACCAAGUCUCUUCAACUGGAACAUCAUUUAAACAUGAAGAUAACAUUGAAGCAAAACACACUCUUAAUAAUUUUUCCUCUUUUUCGACUACUCCUUCCACUUUCUCUAGCAAAUCAUCAACUUAUUCUUCAGGAAACCAGAAUUAUGCUCUCAUUAAUCCCACAACCUAUUCUCCGCCUCGGUUUCAAUCAAGAAAUACGCCUUCGAGAUCGCAACAAAAGAAUGACAAUAUCAGAAGUACGACUUCUAGAAAUAGAAAACAAGCAAAUUCGCAUUCUGUUCAAUUCAGAGAAAGUACGAGAAAUAGUAAUUCAAAAAAGGCCAACUCGGUGAGGUUCGUUCAAAACUUCGUUCCAAUCAAUCCUAUUUCUAUUAAUCAAGAACUAAUACCUAUCGACAAUCAGGAACCCCCAGAGGAUGAACUCUACAGUUCUACUGAAACUAGUCAAAUGAAGACGACGUCGAGAUAUUACUUUACGCCUAGAAAAAGUACAGUACCCAGUACUACUAUUAAAGACGAAACUACCGAAGAAAAAGUUAUAGAACUAUCAACAACUACUAUCGCGAACAUAGUUUCCUCGCAAAAAACCGAGAUUCUAAAUAAACCAGAACCAACUAUACCAGUACAAGAUCAACAAAUACUCGAAAAACUGAACCGUUACAUAAAUUCAAGUUCCAUAAACGCUGAUUUUGUACCACAAAAUAAAGUUUUCAAGGGUACGGUUGAAAUACCUCCUUUAAAAAGCUUGAUAACCGAUUCAGAUACAGUCAAAGAUGAACCAGACCUACAACCAACUUACAAACUGAAGCCUUUCAAAUUACUUACGAAAACUGCACCAAAUAAGACAGAUUCUUCCUUGAUUACCUCAACUCCUAGAAUUUCCCGGAUAAACCCAGCUUUCAAAUUUAUGAUGAAUUCCCUGCGUGGAACCAAAGGGCAUAACACAAAGUGCAAAGAAUCUCAAAACUGCAGCGAUUUCAAGCUGAGGACCACAAACAGAGGUCGCGGUUCAGGGCAUUACACUGCCGGAAAUGCCAUCACUAAUGAUGUAACUGUUAAUACAGUUACAGUCAAUAGAGGUACUCCACCAUCACGCUCAAGACCAACCCUUAAACCUUCAACAUCUAUUGUGUCGAAAGCUCAAGAAUUCGUCGAUAUCUACAGAUUCCCUCCAAGGAGACCCGAUCCUAUUUAUCCUCAACCUCAACCUGACAAAACUGCUGCCAAGUGUAGGAAAGACGUAUGUCUUCUUCCAGACUGCAACUGCGGAGGAAAAGAUAUUCCUGGUGAUAUUCCUCCUGAUCAAUUGCCACAAAUUGUACUACUGACUUUUGACGAUUCUGUCAAUGACUUGAAUAAGGGGCUCUACCAAGAUCUUUUCGAGAAAGGCAGGGUUAAUCCAAAUGGUUGUCCUAUUUCUGCAACCUUCUACGUCUCACAUGAAUGGACUGACUACAGUCAAGUGCAGAAUUUGUACUCCGAUGGCCAUGAAAUUGCAUCACACACAAUUUCGCACAGUUUUGGAGAACAGUUCUCACAAAAGAAAUGGACUAGAGAAAUAGCAGGUCAAAGAGAAAUUUUAGCAGCAUAUGGUGGAGUACACCUCGAGGAUAUAAGAGGAAUGAGAGCUCCUUUCCUUUCUGUCGGUGGCAACAAGAUGUUCAAAAUGUUGUACGAUUCCAACUUCACAUAUGAUUCUUCGAUGCCAAUAUAUGAAAAUAAACCUCCAAGUUGGCCAUAUACUUUAGAUUAUAAACUUUUCCACGACUGCAUGAUACCACCUUGUCCUACCAGAUCCUAUCCAGGAGUUUGGGAAGUCCCAAUGGUGAUGUGGCAAGAUUUGAACGGUGGAAGAUGUUCCAUGGGAGAUGCUUGCAGCAAUCCAGCUGAUGCUGAAGGCGUUCACAAGAUGAUCAUGAAGAACUUCCAAAGGCAUUACACAACAAACAGAGCACCUUUCGGACUUUUCUACCAUGCCGCUUGGUUCACACAACCACACCAUAAAGAAGGUUUCAUCAACUUCUUGGACAACAUCUUAGCUAUGAGAGAUGUCUGGGUCAUCACCAACUGGCAAGCUGUACAAUGGGUCAGAGAUCCAACACCAACAUCAAGAUUAGGAUCCUUCAAACCAUUCCAAUGUGACUUUGCAGACAGGCCAAAACGCUGCAACAAUCCCAAAGUCUGCAACCUUUGGCACAAAUCUGGAGUGAGGUACAUGAGAACUUGCCAACCUUGCCCUGACAUCUAUCCAUGGACCGGAAAUUCAGGAAUUCGCAGUAGUAGAAUCGAUAACGAUAUAGAAGAUUAGAUUUUUAAGAUUAAAUUAUUUAUAUCGACUUCUCUCUUCUUUGAAGAGUGGAAUUUUCCAUGUGAAUGUAAAGUAUGUGUGUUUUUGUACACUUUUGUUAUCGACAGUCUUCGAUACUCCCUUGUUUCUUUUUGUAAAUUACUCUCCCUAUCUUGUAUAACGUGUGCCUUAAAUAUAAGAAAACUAAUUGAUAAUCGGAACUUUUCGAGUGAAUACGUUGAAUUAUCAAAUUUCUUAUUUAUUUAUUUCGAUUUUCAAAUUCUUCCUUGUAUUAUGAUGUGAACCAGUGAAAAGAAUGUUAAAUAAAUUAUAAUUUAUAACAA
Molecule: messenger RNA, 5780 nt
Organism: Harmonia axyridis
Lineage: Eukaryota; Metazoa; Arthropoda; Insecta; Coleoptera; Coccinellidae
Gene: Cda5
Product: proteoglycan 4
Exons: 19
Coding region: 358-5457 (1699 amino acids)
Biological process (GO): carbohydrate metabolic process
Cellular component (GO): extracellular region
Molecular function (GO): hydrolase activity, acting on carbon-nitrogen (but not peptide) bonds; chitin binding
Source: RefSeq, a predicted model, not a curated record